AUGGGAGCUACUGAUAUCGCCUCGCGCCUUCGAGCCAAGUUCACCAAAAGGCGACACUCGACGGCGGGUUCACAGGCAUCUUCCAGUCGGAGCAUUACCGACACCACCUCGUCGUCGUUCGGGAGUCGUCACCUAUGGGAUCGCGAUCGUUCUCGAGCUCGUGACGGAGAUGGGGACCAUUCGUCUCAGCGGGCCGUGAGCAAUUCGAGGGGCACCGUGAGUAGCCGACAUGGCAUGACAGCGACGCCCGAUGGUUCGCAUCGACAACGAGAAGAUGGCGAUGAUGUCUCAGAAGCACCAAAGUCGAGUUCAAACUCAAACUCAAAUUCAAAUUCAGAGUCGACAGCCAAGAGUUCCUCGGAAAUAGGUGCUGAAGCAGCGGUCCCACCCGCUAACGACAAUUCCACAGCACCCGACACCACGAGUGAGCCACUGAAACAGCCGUCUCCGCCUAUAGAUCAGCAGAGCCUCGAUGACCUGGAUGAAGAGCCUGAUACAACCGCCACUAGCUCUAGCGACCAGCUCCCGCCCCAUAGUGAUCUGCACCCGCCACAACCUCAUCCAAGACUUCACUUCAAUCAACCACUGUUGCUCUCUCCCUCACUUCAUCCUCCGGAACAGCCUUCACCAUCGCGUCUGCGCCAGGCAAGCUCCAAUCUCGACCGUAUCCACGAAGACUCCCAGGACUUGGAACCCCCUUCACCUACUGCGCGCCCAAGAAAGGUCGCAAGUCUUGAAUUGGACGCUGGUUCUGAGCUUGCUGGUCACAAUGACGACGACGUGCUGAGUCUCGACCAAGCUCCCAACUCUCCAAAGUCUGCCGCCUUUGUGCCUCUGGCGGCAGCAACCUCGACGACAUUUGUCGCCCCGUCUCCUGGCCUUCCAACAGCUGGGACCCCUGGCUCUCCAUCACGACCAGCCCCGCCGCCCCGGCGACAGAGCUUGCUAUCGAAUCGCCAGACGACAUUGAUCAAUACGCUCCUUUCACCACCCGUGAACGAACCUGGAUACAGCCAGAACACCACAUACGCGCCUAUUAACGGAAAUAUGGUGACCCGAAAGAUCUGGGUCAAGCGGCCUCAUGCCUCGCCGACCCUCGUUACCGUCAACGAAGAUGACCUGGUCGAUGAUGUCCGCGAUAUGAUUCUACGUAAAUACUCAAACUCACUCGGUCGAAGCUUCGACUCUCCAGACAUUAACAUACGCAUUAUUCCUCGCGAUCAACAUUCAGAACGUGUCCUCAACCCUGAGGAGCCAAUGGGCCGGACUCUCGAUGCUUAUUAUCCAGGUGGACAAACCGUUGAAGAAGCUCUGGUAAUUGACAUUCCAAGGCGUCCACCUAAAGCUUCCCCGCGCCCCGUCGUUCCAGCCUAUGUUGGAAACAUCUACUACAGCGAGGACGGUCGGCCUACGGAAACAAGUGAUGGCUAUUUUCCAUCUGUCGCCGCCCAUCCUGGCGCUGUCGGCUCACCACAUCUUCCAGUUGCAGUUCCGGCGCAUGUUAAUCCUCAGGCCCCGCACUCAAUCGCAGUGUUAGGGACUGGCCACAUUCCACCUAUUCCGUCGCCUGGUAGAUCACGCGCAUAUCGCGAUCGUCCGGAUCGUCCCAGAUUAGGCCGCACACAUACAUCGUCCCCAACACUGCUUGCCAAUGGCUCUGCCGUGUCACUGGCUGCCGCCGCCGCCGCGAAUCAUGCGAACCACGAUCAACCUGGUAUGCCACCUGCUGCCCCUCCUCUCCCGACGCCUCCCGCCCCAGAACCUUCGGCAGUCCGUGUAUCGACACCUCCGGUCAGGCCAACUUCACCUCGACCUACGGCGAAAACCAAGAAGAGCAAGAAAGCCGAACAUCCUAGUUUACCACCGGGCAUGCUCAAUGGCGGCGUGCCUCCUAUCAACGUCCUGAUUGUGGAAGAUAACCCUAUCAACUUGAAACUCUUGGAAGCCUUUGUGAAGCGCCUCAAGGUGCGAUGGUCAACCGCCAUGAAUGGAAGAGAUGCUGUGAAGAAGUGGAGGACUGGCGGAUUUCAUUUGGUUCUAAUGGAUAUCCAACUUCCAGUCAUGAACGGUCUCGAAGCGACUCGGGAAAUCAGAAGAUUAGAAAGAGUCAACUCAAUUGGUGUCUUUUCAUCAUCACCAGAUGGUGUGGUUACGACGGAAAACCCCGACGAACUCGAUGACAAAGACCGCCUACAGAAUCCAUCCUUGUUCAAGAGUCCUGUGAUUAUUGUCGCUUUGACUGCUAGCUCCUUACAGAGUGACCGACACGAAGCUCUAGCCGCUGGCUGUAACGACUUUUUGACCAAGCCCGUCAAUUUUGUCUGGCUAGAGCGCAAGGUAAUGGAGUGGGGUUGCAUGCAAGCCCUCAUCGACUUUGAUGGCUGGCGCAAGUGGAAAGAGAUUUCUCAAGAGGCUGAAGAGAGCGCCGCUGCUAAGAAGGCAGCCGUCGCCGCAGCCAAAGCUAAAUCAAAGAAGAAUCGACUCUCGAUGACCAAACCCGGCUGA
This is a messenger RNA of Fusarium musae, 2505 nucleotides long. RefSeq lists its product as uncharacterized. The transcript is spliced from 3 exons. The coding region runs from base 1 to 2505 and encodes 834 amino acids. Gene Ontology annotation, cellular component: Mcs4 RR-MAPKKK complex. Lineage: Eukaryota; Fungi; Ascomycota; Sordariomycetes; Hypocreales; Nectriaceae. Gene Ontology annotation, molecular function: phosphorelay response regulator activity; protein kinase activator activity. Gene Ontology annotation, biological process: osmosensory signaling via phosphorelay pathway. The record is from RefSeq and is a predicted model, not a curated record.